Molecule: messenger RNA, 2859 nt
Organism: Doryrhamphus excisus (bluestripe pipefish)
Lineage: Eukaryota; Metazoa; Chordata; Actinopteri; Syngnathiformes; Syngnathidae
Source: RefSeq, a predicted model, not a curated record
CGCUCCAAAUCUUCAUCAUUCUUCUCCAAGUGCUCCACAUUGUGAGAACAAAGGCCUAAUCUUUUUUUCAAUGUAGGAUAUAUUUCAAUACCUUCAAUUCAUUCAUGGGGGGCAACAAAUGUUAAAUAUUAAUAUAAAUAUACAGAAAUAUCCUGUAGGUUUUUAGAAACCAGACUUCCCAGCAGCAAUGCAGGGUGUAAAUAAAUAUUUAAAAAAAGGAAUAUACCGAGGAAUUAAACGCCACCCUUUGUCAAAAAUGGAUUGGUGAGGUAGAGGAAGAGCAAUCACGUGAACAAAUAUGCUUGCAUCUUGCAGGGCAGUGCCUUUAUUUGUCAUCAUAAAGCCUCCCCCCCCUCCCUUAAAGCCAAAUAUUCUACUGUUUAGCUCCCAAAUCUGCACAGGCCUACACUUAAAUUCCUGCUAUUUCAUUUGGUGAUUGAUUGCCAGACGUUUUUUUUUCUUCCUCCUCUCCGUGCAGAAAUAAGGAUACCCAAUGUUGGCUUUUUAUUGGUAGCUGAGUCCUUCCACUCUUCCGGGAAUACUACAUCCACUGGUGUAUGGAAAUGUCUGAAAAAGAGCAAGAUCAGGUUUAGGACAGCAUCGUCUCCCACACAAAAGGAUUUAUUCCACAAGCUGCAAGAGUGACCUGUUAUAGCUUUUUUUUUUAAAUUAAUGAUGAAUUGACGCACAGGUGGAGCUGCGAGCAGUGAUGAAUGCGUGAAGAACAGAACACCCAUUUGCGCAAAUUUUGGUGACAGACUGGAGCAAAGGUGGGGGAGGCCAAUUACGUGAUAAAGCUGCCACUAUACCCAUGCCAUUGGAGCUACAUUCCCUGCUUUAUUGUCUUUGAGUGAACAACUACAAUGCAGAAAGCAACAUACUACGAUAACUCUGCACUGUUUGGGGGCUACAGUUACCCCAAAGCUGACUCGUACAACUACGCUCACCAGUCGUACCCUCCAGCCAACAUUGAGGGGGACUACCAGGGCCCUGUGUGCCCUAUUCAGACCCCUGCAGUCCGGCCACCGACCCUGAAAGAAAGUGACUUAAACGGGGAUUGCAUGCGGCAGAGCAGCAGCAGCGGCAGCCAAAGCAACACCAACAGCAACAGCAGCAGUGUGGGGGAACAGCAGCCCGGGGCUCCACUGCCACCCUCACCCGGCUCCAACGGCUCUGCACCGCAGAAAAAGAAGUCUUCCCCGGGUGGUAGCAACGCUACACCCGCACUGACCAAGCAGAUAUUCCCCUGGAUGAAGGAGACACGGCAGAAUGCCAACAAGAAGAGCAAUAACUGCCCCGCUGCAGGCGAGGUGAGCGAUGAAAAGAGCCCGUCCGGACCGGCCUCCAAGCGGGUGAGAACCGCGUACACCAGCGCGCAGCUGGUGGAGCUGGAGAAGGAGUUCCACUUCAAUCGCUACCUUUGCCGCCCACGCAGGGUGGAGAUGGCAAACCUGCUGAACCUCACCGAGCGUCAGAUCAAGAUCUGGUUCCAGAACAGAAGAAUGAAGUACAAAAAGGACCAGAAGUCCAAAGGGCUGGCGCACUCGCCUCUCGGGCACUCCCCGGACAGAAGCCCGCCGCUGAGCGGCCCAAAUCACAUUGGAUACUCGGGCCAGCUCCAGAACACUUUGGCCUAUGACGCGCCCUCGCCUCCGCCCUUCGCCAAGCCCCAGCAGAACAUGUACGGCCUGGCCGCCUACACGGCCCCGCUGGGCGGCUGCAUGCCCCAGCAAAAGCGCUACCAGAGCGCCGAGUACGAGCACCACGGCAUGCAGAGCGGCGGCACCUUCGCCGGCGCCAACUUGCAAGGCAGCCCAGUCUACGUGGGCGGGAACUUUGUGGAUUCCAUGCCAGCCUCGGGCCCCGUCUUCAACCUGGGCCACCUUCCCCACCCCUCGUCCACCAGCGUGGACUACAGCUGCGCAGCCCAGAUCCCGGGGAACCACCACCACGGACCCUGUGACCCCCACCCCACCUACACGGACCUCACCUCUCACCAAGCCACUCAGGGAAGGAUUCAGGAAGCGCCUAAACUCACGCACUUGUAAUAGAGGUGUCUCCUAGCGCGCGCGCGCAUGUGUGUAUGUAUGUGUGUGUGUGUGUGCGUGUAUGCCAAUAUUAUGUUAUUACCUCAUUAGUCGAAUAACUCCCACGCAGCGAGUCACGUGCAUUAUGAUUAUUACGAUGACAGUAUUAAUGAGUAUUAUUGUGUAUUUUUUCUAAAGAAUACAGCCUCUCCCAUGUUCUUGGAUAUUUGGGGAUGUUCCUCCUCUUUCUUCUUUUUGAUAGACAAGUGCAAUGCGCAUUUUGGACUGAAUAUUUGACUUGAAAGUAAGGCUUGUAGAUGAUGAACGUAGAAACUCAUAGUGAGAAGGACUUUUUGGAGUCCCAUUUUUUUUGUCUCCUCAUCCUAAAUCAUGGUAUUUAUUUCUUCUCAUGCGUUUUUUUUGGCUCUUCUAUCUAUUUAUUAUUCAACGAUUGCACAUUAUUUAUCGUUUCAAAGCGAGUAUUUAUACGUGUGUUUGUUUUCUUGUAAGAUUGGACAGAUCAGUGCACUUGAUGGCGAAACAGGGUUUGAAAAAUUGAUUUGUAAUUGUAAAUGAGGGUUGGGGGGGAUAAAUGGGGCAUUUUAUAGUGUAUAAGCACCACUAUGUGUCCAUGGUUAAUCUUGUGUGCAAAUCGUAGACUAUCGAAGUAUCAAAUAUUGUACACACCAGCAUGUCAUUUUGUGUAUUCCAUUCCUUUUUUUUUUUAUUUCUUUCCCAUCGUUAUUCCACCCCAUGGAAGUCCACCUUAAUUAUAUUGAAAUGUUCUAUUUUAUUGUGUUGAGCAUUUUGUAAAUAAAGUGGUCAAACUUUA